CCAUGCGCAGAUGGAUCCAGAGGAGGGCUGUGCUGUGUAGGCUGUAGUCUACAUAAGAUCUGCCUCUGCGAGGCUGUUCACACUCACUGUCGACCGGAGAUCACAGGUACCAUCUGGAGCUUGCGUGAGGAGACCAUAAAUCCGGGAUAGUCUCUCCAGAUAACCCUCCUUGUGUGACUGACGGAUGCAGCAGAGAGAAGCAGCAGCAGCGAUGCGGCGGCUCUGCUGUUAACUAGUUGGACCACCCCUCUUCUGUGUGUGUGUGUGUGUGUGUGUGUGUGUGUGUGUGUGUGUGUGUGUGUGUGUGUGUGUGUGUGUGUGUGUGUGUGUGUGUGUGUGUGUGUGUGUGUGUGUGUGUGUGUGUGUGUGUGUGUGUGUUUUCUUUUUGCCGGUUCUUUUCUGAAGGAAAAUUCACAAUGAAGCUCAAACCGAACCAGACCAGGACAUACGACGGAGACGGCUUCAAGAAGAGAGCGGCGUGUCUGUGCUUCAAGAACGAGCGUGAGGAGGAGGUUCUGCUGGUCAGCAGCAGUCGGCACCCGGACCAGUGGAUCGUUCCUGGAGGAGGGAUGGAGCCGGAAGAGGAGCCGUGUGGAGCUGCAGUGCGAGAGGUGUUCGAGGAGGCCGGUGUGAAGGGCAAGCUGGGACGUCUGCUCGGUGUAUUUGAGCAAAACCAGGAUCGGAAACACCGGACGUACGUGUAUGUGUUGACCGUCACAGAAACCCUGGAGGCCUGGGAAGACUCCGUCAACAUCGGCCGGAAGCGGGAGUGGUUCACGGUGGAAGAGGCCAUCAAAGUCCUGCAGAGCCACAAACCCGUCCACGCCGAGUACCUGCGGAGGCUCCAGCUCAGCUGCUCCCCCACCAACGGAAACUCCAUCCUCCCGAGCCCGCCGCCCAACGACAACUACCCCCACUACAGCGCGACGGCCACCGCGCCGUCGACGGGCAGCGUGUUGGGCUCCUCCUGCAGAUAGGACUGCAUCUCAGCCUCCUGUCCUCUGACAGAUCACUGAACGUCUGUACAGUGUCUUGCAUGAAUUUAAAGACUCUUCAGAGCCGCGGCUCUCUUGUAUGUAUCAUUUCUAAUCUUAGCUGCAGGACAGACCAAAGCCAUUGCCAGGACUGUGUUCAAGACUGAGCAGGAGACGCUCACAUCUCAGACACUUCUUCUUUUGCUAGCAAACAGGACUAGUGAGCUGUCGUUUGGAAGAGGAAGCUGCAGCCUCUGCUGGCGUAAAGGAAUGCCUUACAGAAACUUUGUAUGAAUGUUGUAUUUGGGUUGUUUUAUUUCACUAAUGACCAUUUUUACUUUCUUUUAGCAGAGUAAAUAUGCUGUCUAGUCAAUAAAACGGUUAUUGACCCCAAAGCACAUCAAUAUGGGGAAUGUUUCCAGACUACAGUCAUCAAACUAUGAUGAGAACAGCAAGUGUAUUAUAUUAUAGAUAUUAAUUUUAAAAAAGACACCCAAGCAUUAAUGUUUAAAAAAUCUACUCUGUUGCGUUUCAAUUUUCAUAAAAAGUGGGAUUUUCUUUACUUCAUAUAAUCCGUAAACCUAUUAUCUAAAUAGUUCUAAAGCUAAAUUUGAUUGAACUAAGUUGGUAAAUCCGUCUCCCAGUAUUGUUUUUCAAAAGUAACUAAAGUGAAGCUUGAGCAGUAAAUAUUACAAUUAAUAUUAUAAGUAAAAUGAAAAUUGCUGCAUUAAAAGUUGAUAAAAGUGAGUUUCUACCUCAGUAAACUGAAAACUGGAUCAUUGUGUGAUGCAGCGCUGCUGUUUGUAGUCGCUUAACUUUGACUCCUCCAACAAAUUUGCCCUUUUAAAGCCACAUACCUUUUUUUAUCUCUGCUUUGCGUUUCCCAGUGAAAGUAUUUAAAGGUGUAAAGUUCGUCUUUGCAUUUGGUGUUAAUGUACGUUGCCGGCCUCACCUGAGUUUUUCCACUUCCGUUAAUUUAACAAGUGGAUUUGUGUAAUUUACACUGAAUGAAAAUGAUGUGAUUGUUGCUCUUUUCUUUAAGCUGCAGCAGUUUUUUCACAUCUCAUGGUGCUGCAAGGAAAUCUGGUAAAACUGUCCACUAAUGGUGUCAUUUUAAUGCACAGUGUGAUUGUUUAGUCACAAGUAACUAAGACUGCCUGCGUCCAACUAAUGCAGCAGAUUAAUCUGCCAAUUACUGUAGUUUGAUUAAUCUAUUAAUGUGCUCGAUUAUUGCUCAACUUGCAUCCCACAGAGAAGAGUUUGAUUCAAAAAAUAAAGUGCAGUUUAAUAUUUCUUGCUGCAAAAACAACCCCAGAAAACUUUAAAUCCGCUUUUCAAAAAGAGGACAGAUAUUCCGAGUAAAGUGUUCGCUGCUGAAUAUCACAUUUCAAAUGUAUAUUUUUCUGCUUCUUCCUCACUGGAAACAGAAAACUCCCUCCUGCUUCGACAGCUGAAUGACGACCCGUAACCACACAGAGAUUUGUAAAUAGCUUUGAGGAGAACCGUUGAAAAUGUGUUUUUAACCUGAGUGAACCUGUAAAUUUUUCUCUUUAAUAUUUUAUAUAUUUUUUAACGAUGUACAAAAUGUCGAGAAAACAAAAAAGACGUGUAGAAAAACCCUCCACUGAGUAAUGUACAGUACAGGAUGUUUGUAUCACUUCUGACAAUGUGCCACAGGUUUAGGAUGACGGGAGGAAUGAUACCAAACACCAUGGGUGGAAGCUGAAUCCACACUGUUGCCCAGAAAGGAAUGAGAGUUACAUUUCAGAGCGAGGUGUUCUGGGAAUUGUAGUCUUAUUGAAAUGACUGACAGCACAGAAUGAACUAGAAUAGUGCAUGGUAACCUGGAACCUUACACUGAGAGAGAAAUGGGUGAACUUGUGUUUGUUAGAGCCAAACAGCCACACAAGCACCGAGAGACGUGAAUGAGCAAAUCUGUGGUGUUUUUUUAAAUACAGAUUUUGGAAAAUUUUGGAUCAGAGGAAUGUUUUGGAGAGUUGGAAAUGAAAAAAAUGCUGUUUUAAUUUCUUAUACACUGGCAGAAAUGUUAAUUCUAACAGUUUUAUAAGGGUUAAAGGAGAAAAAAAGUCUCAUUUUAUGCUUCAAAUCUUUGGUUUACCUUCCAAAUCUUAUCUGCAGUAUAAUAAACUCUGAUACAGCAGUUCAGCUAUCAUAAACUUUGGGCCUUGUUUGACAGAUGUGUGUGUGUGUGUAUGUGAAUUACAGGUUGGUGAACGCAAAAUGAUGUGCCAAAUUAAAAAAUUUGUUCGGGUUCAAAUGGAAAAAAUCUUGAAAUUUUACAGAUUUGUAACAUUGUGAGAGAAAAAAAAUCUUAAACAUUGUUUAAGACUGUGUAUUUCUGGAUAUAAUCAUUUAUAAUGUGAAAAAAGUGUGUUUUUAGACAUUGACUGCAUCCUCCAGUGUUCAAAUUAUAACUAAGCUAUUAUUCUAUGUCCCACACUGAUUUGAAAUCCACUUGUCAUGUAUUAGAGCGUAAAAACUAACUCAGACAACAUAAAUUGAACUUAAUCCUGCUGUUUUGCAGCUGGGAACCCCCUGAAACACCUUCUUCCUCCACUUGCUGAAAUGCUGUUGAUCUGCUUCUGUUCUGUCCAGAGCCUUUUCAAACUAAGAAUUUGUCACUGUUUAUUAUAAUCUUAUGCACAGCAAAUGUGAAAGUGAUUCAAAGAAUUGGACUGGAAAGAUUGUUUUUGGAAAAAAGAUUGAAUUAAAGGGGGAAAAAAUCUGA
Amphiprion ocellaris (clown anemonefish) is the source of this 3723-nucleotide messenger RNA. RefSeq names its product diphosphoinositol polyphosphate phosphohydrolase 3-beta-like. Gene Ontology annotation, molecular function: diphosphoinositol-polyphosphate diphosphatase activity; endopolyphosphatase activity; bis(5'-adenosyl)-pentaphosphatase activity. The transcript has 5 exons. Gene Ontology annotation, cellular component: nucleus; cytoplasm. Lineage: Eukaryota; Metazoa; Chordata; Actinopteri; Pomacentridae. The coding region runs from base 417 to 977 and encodes 186 amino acids. Gene Ontology annotation, biological process: diadenosine pentaphosphate catabolic process; adenosine 5'-(hexahydrogen pentaphosphate) catabolic process; diadenosine hexaphosphate catabolic process. The record is from RefSeq and is a predicted model, not a curated record.